Messenger RNA from Candidozyma haemuli, 888 nucleotides. RefSeq lists its product as uncharacterized. Bases 1 to 888 code for a protein of 295 amino acids. The transcript has a single exon. The record is from RefSeq and is a predicted model, not a curated record. Lineage: Eukaryota; Fungi; Ascomycota; Pichiomycetes; Serinales; Metschnikowiaceae.
AUGGCUCGGGUUUCUGUAAGCAACGAGUUUUUCAGGCAAAAAGCUAGACGGCAGCUGAUGCACGAAGAAGAGGAUCCAAGAGAGUUGGAAUUGCAAAAACUCAAGGCCAAAGUGGAGCAAAUGGAAGCAACCAUACAUCAGUCAGAGAAACGCAAUGAUUUGCUCACUCAAGAAAUGGAAGCUUUGCGAGAGGAGUUUUCAGCUAAGCCUGAAGAUUCGGUGAUGUCCAAGAAGUUGGAAGAAGCCGAGAAUGCGUUUCUUCAGAAGUGUGAAGAAAUGGCAUCCACGAUCAACCAGCUUAGGAAAGACGCCAACCUUCCAUUAAGUGAAAAAUUGUCCAAUUUUGUGAACACGCCACAACCUCCAAAACAGACUGAGUCUUUGGGUAUUCCAUGGGGAGCUCCUAACACGAGGCCUUGGAGUUCAGAGCUGGAGUCAACUGCACUUUCUAUUAAAGAAAGCCUGCUACGGAAACGCCUUGCUCCAGAGUUGGGCACCAAGAUCACGAUUUAUGACGACCAAAAAGAUAAAGCAGAUGGUAAAGAUCACGAUUACCUGUUUGAGAUGUUAGAUGAUAAGUUGACGUCGCCACUCGCCAAAAACAGUUCGCCCACUCGCGCCAACAAUAACAUUAGCAAUAUUGAAAACGUUCCUGAUUUGGGUGCACCUUAUGUUCGUACGCGAAGCAAGUCUCCUCCAAAGGAAAUGAAGAAGGAGCCUGUUAGGAAGACGAGGCGGCGUACUAGAAGAGCACCAUUGUCCAAUAUAACAAGCAGAGGCAACGCUGACGACGAGACGGACGACGACGAUGCCGUAUUUGAUUUUGUGGAGCUGGACGACCUCGUCCACCAGCCGGCUAGAAGGUCCAAGCGCAAAAGAGCUGUCUAG